Molecule: messenger RNA, 1678 nt
Organism: Condylura cristata (star-nosed mole)
Lineage: Eukaryota; Metazoa; Chordata; Mammalia; Eulipotyphla; Talpidae
Gene: CCBE1
Product: collagen and calcium binding EGF domains 1
Exons: 11
Coding region: 42-1268 (408 amino acids)
Molecular function (GO): calcium ion binding
Source: RefSeq, a predicted model, not a curated record
GGAGAGAGCUCCGCGCCGGGAAGAAGCUGCGAGCGUCCCCGAUGGUGCCGGUGCCUCCGCCGAGCCGGGGAGCAGCGGCCAGGGGGCAGCUGGGCAGGAGCCUGGGUCCGCUGCUGCUGCUCCUGGCGUUGGGACACGCGUGGAGCUUCCGAGAGGCGCCCGAGGACCGCGACAGAGAAGUCUGCUCAGAAAACAAAAUCUCGACCACCAAAUACCCGUGUCUGAAGACUUCAGGCGAGCUCACCACCUGUUUCAGGAAAAAGUGCUGCAAAGGAUAUAAAUUUGUUCUCGGACAAUGCAUCCCAGAAGAUUAUGACGUGUGUGCGGAGGCUCCCUGUGAGCAGCAGUGCACGGAUAACUUUGGCCGUGUGCUGUGCACGUGCUACCCGGGAUACCGAUACGACCGGGAGAGACACCGGAGGCGGGAGAAGCCCUACUGCCUGGAUAUCGACGAGUGUGCCACCAGCAAUGAGACCCUGUGUGCACACAUCUGCAUCAACACCGUGGGCAGCUACCGCUGUGAAUGCCGGGAGGGCUACAUCCAGGAGGACGAUGGAAGGACGUGCACCAGGGGAGACAAAUACCCCAACGACACCGGGCAUGAGGAGAAGACCGAGAACGCGGUGAGAGCCGGGACCUGCUGUGCCACGUGCAAGGAGUUCCACCAGAUGAAGCAGACGGUGCUGCAGCUGAAGCAGAAGAUCGCCCUGCUCCCCAACAGUGCUGCGGACCUGGGCAAAUACAUCCCAGGCGACAAGGUGCUGGCCUCCAAUACCUACCUGGCCGGACCCCCUGGCCUGCCUGGGGGCCAAGGUCCGCCCGGCUCACCAGGACCCAAAGGGAGCCCUGGCUUCCCGGGUAUGCCGGGCCCCCCGGGGCAGCCCGGCCCGCGGGGCUCCAUGGGGCCCAUGGGGCCGUCUCCUGACCUGUCCCACAUUAAGCAAGGCCGGCGUGGGCCUGUGGGCCCCCCGGGCGCCCCCGGCAGAGAUGGUUCUAAGGGGGAGAGAGGAGCACCUGGCCCCAGAGGGUCUCCAGGGCCUCCCGGUUCCUUCGACUUCCUGCUGCUGAUGCUGGCGGACAUCCGCAACGACAUCGCGGAGCUGCAGGAGAAGGUGUUCGGGCACCGGACGCACUCGGUGGCGGAGGAGUUCCCGCUACCUCAGGAGUUCGCCGGCUACCCCGAGACAAUGGACUUCGGCUCUGGAGACGACUACCCGAAAAGAACUGAAACCAGAGACUUGGGGCCCCCUGGAGACUUUUAUCCUUAGUGCACCCCCAACAUCUCAGUGCCAAAGGAAGAGCGUGCUUGCCUUCAGCUAAGUCAGUGAAGCGGGAGGGGGAGGAACACCCCUGAGGAAAGGAUGUUUUUGUUAUCUUGACUCCUUUCCUGCUUUCUCCCUACCUCCUCUUCCAAAUACCAUUUUGAGAGGCUCCUGCUCCCCUGUAGACCACCGAGAUCCAGGUUGUGAGUGCUAGCGCCCCUUGGCCACCGUUGGGCUUUCUCUUCCUUUUUAUCUUUCAGGAACUUCUGGAUUUCUGAGUGAAGUAUUUUCACAAUGUCUUAAAAUUUGGCAGAAUAUCAAACAGAGAAAAUGGCAAGAUGAGCUCCAAGAAAAUGAGUUUGCUUAUAAAAAAAACUACUACAAUGUACACAUCCCAAAUAGACUAUAAGGAAGCA